CAGGUCGCCUGCUUGGACCUACACCUGUCCGAUGACGGGUUCGUACGAAUGAAGCGCUUCCCGGCGGCGUGCGGCCGUGACGGCGGCCGAGCGCUCAGCGUGGCCUCUUUUAGGAUGUGAACGGUGAGGAAGUUGUGCUGUCAGCUCAAUGUAAGGGCACCGGUGGCAGGAAGUCGUGAUGGUGCUUCACAGGGGGCCGCGGCUGCUGGACUUCACCAAGACUCCUCCACACCUUCAGUUCAACAAAUACGUCCUGACGGGUUAUCGGCCCGUGUCCACGGCUCAGGAGUGCAUCAGGAGCCUCUUCUACAUGCACAAUGAGCUGGGCAACAUUUACACCCAUGGCAUACCCUUCUUCCUCUUCUUGGUGUUUCUGCCUUUUAGUAUUCCCUGGAUGGACGUGGACCGCAUCUGGCUCUGCGUGGUCCACUACUUGGCUUGCCUCUCUCCGACCGCAGGCUCGGUGCUCUACCACUUGUUCAUGAACCAUGUGGGGGGAGAACACGUGUAUGACACCCUGCUGUCCCUGGACAUGUUUGGGGUCUGCCUAGUUAAUACCCUGGGGGCACUUCCAAUCAUCUACAUCACUCUUCUUUGCUAUCCGACCAUACGACAGGCAACCUUGCUGGCCUACAUCCUUCUCUCAGCCUAUGGGAUCUACUGUGCCACCACAGCCCGCACUAACAUCACUCGUCUGAGGGCGUUCAUCUGGCAGGCUUUGUUUCGCAUCAGCCUCUUCUUCUUCAGGGUGUACGGCAGCGGGGUCGGGAGCCCCAACUCGCUGCGCCUCUUCGUCACCAUGGACUCUCUGGCUGUGCUGGGAGGGCUGGUGAACAUUAUCCAGAUCCCAGAGCGCUUCAGCCCAGGGCUGUUUGACAACUGGGGCAACAGCCAUCAGAUAAUGCACGUUAUGGUUAUUUGCUCAAUUAUCUACCUGCACUGGGGCACACUAGAGGAUUUAGCCUGGAUUAAAACCUACCAGUGUCCUACAGAGUGAUGCCAAACGUGUCAAGAAUGCACAAUCCAGACCCUGCAGAUAUAAAUAAGACUGUGGCAGCAGGUAUAAACAAUGGAGAGAGGACGUUUCGAAUUAUGCACUUUAGUUCAAACUGCUGAAACUCAACAUCAGGGAAAAAAACAAUAUGAUAUUUGCCAGAGAAGAAACAGGGUGUGUUACAUGAAAAGAAAUGAAGAAAGGAAAAAUCCUGAUAAUACUUGACUUUUAGUUUUUGAAAUGCAGUAGUUCUGGGUUGUUACCCAUAACCAAAAUAGGUUUUAAAGGGAUAAUAAAAAUAUUAUAUGAAAUAAAUAGUUUUUUUAUCUCGUC
Betta splendens (Siamese fighting fish) is the source of this 1327-nucleotide messenger RNA. RefSeq names its product progestin and adipoQ receptor family member IVb (gene paqr4b). Lineage: Eukaryota; Metazoa; Chordata; Actinopteri; Anabantiformes; Osphronemidae. Gene Ontology annotation, molecular function: signaling receptor activity. Gene Ontology annotation, cellular component: membrane. The record is from RefSeq and is a predicted model, not a curated record. The coding region runs from base 179 to 997 and encodes 272 amino acids. The transcript is spliced from 3 exons.